Oncorhynchus kisutch (coho salmon) is the source of this 941-nucleotide messenger RNA. It is a transcript of the gene cyb5r2, whose product is annotated as cytochrome b5 reductase 2. The record is from RefSeq and is a predicted model, not a curated record. Lineage: Eukaryota; Metazoa; Chordata; Actinopteri; Salmoniformes; Salmonidae. Gene Ontology annotation, molecular function: oxidoreductase activity; FAD binding. The transcript has 3 exons. The coding region runs from base 6 to 410 and encodes 134 amino acids. Gene Ontology annotation, cellular component: mitochondrion.
CCUCCAUGCUGCAGCUGAUUCACAGUAUUACAGCAGACCCUGCAGAUGACACCAAGUGCUCCCUCAUAUUUGCUAACCAGACUAAGGAUAUUCUACUGCGGGAGGAACUAGAGAAGGUGCUGAAGAGUCACUCUGAACAACUCAAUUUGUGGUUCACUAUUGACAGACCUCCACAGGACUGGAAGUACAGCUCAGGGUUUGUGAACGCUGAUAUGAUGAAAGAGAUGAAAGAGCACCUUCCCCUGGUGUCCAACGAUGUGCUCAUUGUCAUGUGUGGCCCACUCCCCAUGACCCUGCAUCCGCCCCAACCUCUCCAUUCUGGGCUACAAGACAGAGAACACAUUCACAUACUGAUAACUCCCAGGCCUCCAACUAGGCAUAGAUACAUUAAAACGCACCAGGAUAUUUAAGACAAUAUGUUCUAUUGAAUUCUGUAUGUAGAACACAAUGUAACAGCCUACAUUUCAAGACCAACAGGAUAUUCUCUAACGUUUUGAAUAAUAAAUGUCAUAUUUGCAUGUUGAACAUUCAAAUAACUUUUUUGUGUGAGAUACUGUGAAAAGUUAGUUGGCUUUUAGUAUGUUUCAACUGUUUUAGUAACAAUUGUUCUAAUUAUGUACUGUAUCUAAAGCAUUUGGAUGUUUUGUACUGUAUCUAAAGCAUUUGGAUGUUUUGUACUGUAUCUAAAGCAUUUGGAUGUUUUGUACUGUAUCUAAAGCAUUUGGAUGUUAUGUACUGUAUCUAAAGCAUUUGGAUGUUAUGUACUGUAUCUAAAGCAUUUGGAUGUUAUGUACUGUAUCUAAAGCUUUUGGAUGUUUUGUACUGUAUCUAAAGCAUUUGGAUGUUAUGUACUGUAUCUAAAGCAUUUGGAUGUUAUGUACUGUAUCUAAAGCAUUUGGAUGUUUUGUACUGUAUCUAAAGCAUUUGGAUGUUUUGUUGAA